AUGGACGACCCAGAAGUACGGAGCAGAUUCCGAGAGACUGCCGAAGCAAUCAACAGGCUCUUGAACGACGACGUCAGGAACAUAGCCGGAUUCUUGGAUUAUGAUGAUUUGAACGACCUGAGCCGUGGCUUGGGGCGAAUACAGACGGUGCUGGGUGACGAGAUAGGCCUGCAGAUGCUCACCAACUGCCUCCUGCCUGCCCUGCGGACCUUGGCGUCUGCGGACCAUGACACGACGCGACUUCGAAACAACCUGAACGCAAUAUUUCCUCCAGUGCCGCCACCUCCGGGAGAAACCUUGAAUUUCCGUCGACGGUGCUACUCACUGCGGUGCGCCUCCCCUCUUACCGUGCUGUUGUGGUCGCUUGCGUUGGAGCUGGAUGAGUGGAGAGGCAUUCCCAGUCUCGGAUUUGAUUGCCUUUUGCGCAGGGCGGCAGAAUUGAAUUUCACUGGUAAUUUACCGGAUAUUGUCAUGAGGGUGGCGGCGCUGCAUAGAGGGAGAACAGACCAUGCCUCUACCGACUUCUUUGGAUUUGUCGAAGCGUGGGAGGCGGCGCAUGGGGGGGAACGGCGGCGAGUAGGUGGCGCCCGCGUGAGGUUUGCUGACGACGAUGAGUGGGAAACGUGGGGCGAAUUUAUGUAA
Molecule: messenger RNA, 642 nt
Organism: Akanthomyces muscarius
Lineage: Eukaryota; Fungi; Ascomycota; Sordariomycetes; Hypocreales; Cordycipitaceae
Exons: 2
Coding region: 1-642 (213 amino acids)
Source: RefSeq, a predicted model, not a curated record